UGGGGUCACAAAAGAGUCAGACAUGACUGAGCAACUAAACCACCACUACCACCUCCUCCAGGCUGAAACCAGUGUCCACUACCUUUCAUCACUAAUGGUACCUGCUGGGCCCCUGAAGUCACCUGCAGAUUUCUCCCUGUAAGAACGCUUUACCGCCUGAGCUACUGGAGAAGCCUCAGGUCUCUCUCUCCCUGGAUGGGGAUCUUCUGUCCCCCGGAUGCUUCAGGAGCACCUUUCCUCCUCCCUCGCCCUGUUGAUGUUGACGUGUACAGUAUUUCAGGGCCCAAGACUGGGCCUGAAGUCUUUCUGCCUGUAAGUCGUACGUUGCCAUCAUCAUGAAGAAAUACCAGGCCACAGGCUAAGGAGCAGGCAAGGACCUGUUCUUCCCUUCCCAGAUAAUACACUCCCACAUCAGCAAUAACCUUCCGGGAAUCAUGCCCAUGACUUUCCUUCUUUCUAUUCCAUUAGUGACUUUCAAAGUGGAUGUUUCAGCCAGAUAAAGGAAGCAGACUGCACUUAUCAGACCUCCUGCAGGGAAAGAAUGAGCAAUGGAAAAAGGAAAUUGAGAGCUUUGGGGGAGUUUAUAGCAGAGGAGUCGUUGAGUUUGAAAUCGGAGCUGGGAAUCCAUAUGUUUGGGAGGAAAGAAAAGAAAAAGACCAGCCACACGCACAGAGCUUCAAGGGUCUGUGCGGAAACGGUUGUGGCAGAGGUGGCGGGGAACCCCACGUGGGCUUUAUCAGACCCAGAUGUUCAGGCAACAGUCCUCAGGAUGCCCAUGAAAGGGGCUGGAGCCAGAGCCUGCUGAGCCAGACCCAGUGUUUUCUUAACUACCGAGGAACACAUGAAAUCGGAACACGUGAAAUCGGUGGCUGGGAGCCUUCCCCACUGGCACUCUUAGCCCUGAGACCCUGCCACCGCCUGUGCCACAGCAGUUACACACAGGCUGGGCCGCCUCCGGGCGAGACAGAUGUGGACGGGAGAGGCUCAUCUUGUCCCCAUCCUUGCCUGUCAGUCCCGGUCAGGCAAGGGCUGCCAACCUGCCUCUGCUACCUUCCACCCCAGACUAACCUUGGAAUACAAGAGUUGGAAAGCCUGGGUUCGAUUCUACCUUGUGUAAGUGACUUAGCCUCUUUGAGUCUCAGUUUUACCAUCUUUAAAAUGGGGAAAAAAUCAUUUGUCAGGGGCACACAAGAUAUGCGUCAAGGGAUCUGCAAAGAAUAAACCAUAAAACAUAUUUUUUAAAAAAUUAUUCAUUAUACUUUAUAAUAUCACUAUGGAAAAUUUCAAAUGUAUGCUCAUGUAGACAGAAUAAACCCUCACACACCGGUAACCUUGCUUCCACAAUGACCAACUAAUGCUCAAUCUUAUUUCAUCUAUAGUUCUACCUCCUCUCCCCAUCCCCCUGUUAUUUUGUAGCAUAUCUCAGAUAGCUUGUUAUUUGAUCCCAUUAUCCAAAUUACAUGGCUGACUUGCUCCCUCAACCAACUGAAAUGUACCCUAUUCUCAGAUAUCCCUUGUUGCACCUUUUUCCUCUUUUAGCCCCACCGUAUACCUAGUACCCUAAACCCCUCUUCAAGCCAUUAUUCCUAUGAAACUGUCAGCUUAGAUUUUAAGCCCUGGGUUUUACCAGACUCAGGGAUCUGCAGAGAAAGGAGUAGAACUCUAGGGGAUUCCCUGUCAGUCCAGUGUUUAGGACUCCAUGCUUCUACAGUUGAGGGUAGGGGAGAGGGCUGGAGAAAGAGUUCAAUCCACUAUGGGCAAUGACUUAAUCCGUCAUGCCUAUGUGGUGAGGCCUCCAUA
This is a messenger RNA of Odocoileus virginianus texanus, 1800 nucleotides long. The record is from RefSeq and is a predicted model, not a curated record. NCBI's taxonomy places the organism in Eukaryota, Metazoa, Chordata, Mammalia, Artiodactyla, Cervidae.